AUGGACAGUGUCUCCAAAAGAAUCGUAACAUAUAUUUAGAUAGUGGAGCUUGUGAGGAAAACUUCAAAAUUCUUCAAUGAUCUUGCUGAGCAGCUUUCUCAAAUAAGAGUAAAAAGACAGAGAUCUAAGAAAAAGCAUAACAAGUCAGGGUUCUAUUUAUACUUGGGAGAACAAAUAAAGCAGCUAAAAGGAGACAAUGAAGAAGAAUCAAUUGAAAAUAUCGCAGAGUUGAGAAAAAUUAUAACAAAUAGCUGGAAUGAAUUGAGCAACUCUGAAAAAAAGAAAUGAAGAAAAAAAGCUCUAGAAGAAAAGGAGCAGGUGAGAUUGAUGGAGGAACCUGGGAAUGGUGGAAAAGAGCUCAUAGAUCUCAAAAGCUCAUCAUCAAUUGAAAGUGAUAGCGAAAGCAGCAGUGAUAGUGAUAGUGAUAGCGACAGUGAAGUCAGCGAAGAUGAAAAGAAAAAGAAAAAGAAAAAAGAUAAGAAGAAAAACAAGAAAAAAGAUGGGAAAAAAGACAAGAAAAAAGAUAAGAAAAAAGAUAAAGGCAAAAAGAAGAAGAAAAAAGAUAAAAAAGGAAAAAAGAAAUCGAAAUCAGAUAGCGAAGAUGAAGGAAAGCCAAAGAAGAAGCAUAAGAAAUCGUAA
This is a messenger RNA of Blepharisma stoltei, 639 nucleotides long. Lineage: Eukaryota; Ciliophora; Heterotrichea; Heterotrichida; Blepharismidae. The record is from the annotation of a GenBank genome assembly.